Molecule: messenger RNA, 1169 nt
Organism: Neurospora tetraspora
Lineage: Eukaryota; Fungi; Ascomycota; Sordariomycetes; Sordariales; Sordariaceae
Product: centromere protein H (CENP-H)-domain-containing protein
Exons: 2
Coding region: 153-899 (248 amino acids)
Biological process (GO): chromosome segregation; mitotic spindle organization; kinetochore assembly
Cellular component (GO): kinetochore; nucleus
Molecular function (GO): kinetochore binding
Source: RefSeq, a predicted model, not a curated record
AUCCACCUGCUCUGGAAUGAUCUGUAGGUUGUAGCAAUCUGGACCAGCCUUUCAAGUUCAACUCCGCAAACCACGCCAUACAUUCUACCAUUAUCAUUCAGCUAUAUCUCUCCAGCCGCCUCCAACCAGCCGCGGCGCUCAACCAACUGGUCAUGUCGGCUCUUGUUCCCGAUCCAAACCCUCGCCUUUCAGAGACGGAGGAAGAAGCGUUGUCACUCUAUGACAGACUGCAGGAGCUACAUAUUCAGAUAGGCCUUCUGCAGGCCCAGCAAGAUCACUCCGACCCGCAAAGACAUUCGGAAGUAGAUGAGGCUCGCACGCAACUACUCGAAGCAAAGGCGGCUCUUGAAUUGCGGGACUACGUAUUUGAAAGCGCCGUCGUGGUCCGGCCUAUAUUGAGGGCUGUUCAUGGCGGAACUCAGGCCUCCCCGGUAGAACGGUCCGUUUUCACUGUGGUUAGGAUCUGCAAUCUCUUUUUCUCGGAUAUCGCUGACGUCUGUUUCGUUUCAAGAGAUAUCCUGCCAUUGAUCCGGCAGCGGGAUCUAGUAUCUGCCAAAGCGGCUCAGCAAGCUUCAGCCUCCCAUCAAGUCAGAGACCGUAUCUUGGAUCUGGAACUUGAGCGUCUCCGCAUUGGUCAACAAAACGCGACAUUGGCUUCGGAACUCUUGCGGUUGUCAAAAACCACCGGCACUCAUGACGUACAAGUGGAUGGAGCUACCAAGCUUGAAAGACAGCUGGGUAAUACGAAGGGUGAGCUACAGGUGAGCCGCCAGAGAUGGAAGACGAUCAAGGGAGCGACGAGCGCGCUCGUAGCCGGCAGCGGAGUCGAUUGGGUCCGAGAUGAACGACUUAGAGGUUUGGUCCUCGACCCGCCGGAUCUUUCCACCAAAGGGCCGUAAUGAAGAAGUAACAUGCUCGGUACUUUUCAAGAGCAACGACCCGGUUUGGCAGUCGAGAGGUUCUGGGCAAUCGGUCAUGUUGGCACGAUUCUCGAUGCCUCAUUUGAACAGCCAAGGACAACCCAUGGUUACAAAGUAGCCAUGCAGACUAUUUCCGUUUGCUGAAGAAACGACGCUAUGUCCGAGUCCUGCUUUUGACGACAAUUGUUCCCAGGCUUCCUCUCUGCUUCUUUGAAAAGCCGAGGAUCGCAUUCAGCUGUUGGUCAUUGA